Messenger RNA from Phaedon cochleariae (mustard beetle), 1631 nucleotides. Lineage: Eukaryota; Metazoa; Arthropoda; Insecta; Coleoptera; Chrysomelidae. The record is from the annotation of a GenBank genome assembly.
AUUUGACAUUUGACUCAUGUCACAAUUGUCAGAAAAUUGAAAAUUGUGAAUUAGGUCUAUGGAUUCUUACUAUUUUGAUUUAUUAAUUUUCAAUGAUUCAAAACAACUACUACAGCAGAUAGAGGAAACCACAAUAUAACAUUGUUUAAUCGGCGAACCACACAAAAAACCGUAUCCUUUAUUAAAUAUGCUGUCAGGAUAGAAGAGAAAAUAAUCUUGAAAAUAAUCUUCUGGUGGUAAGUUGAGUAGGAAUAAUGUCCCAGAGAAUAUUGACCCACAUGGCUCAGUGGGUUCAUCCCAAAGAUGAUGAAACCAAUGUGACAAUAGCUACAUUCCACCUGAUCACUAUUACAUUAAUCAGCAUGUCCCUAGUUGACUUAACAUGGUUCACCAUUUCUGGAGAUGUCUGUGUUCCUUACCUCACUUUAGGACAAUUUUUCUGGUUUGGAUUAUCACAUAACAAUGACAUUGACUAUACUAAUUAUGAUUGUAUUAGUGCUGAAAUUGUUAAUAUGAUGAGAAUCAUGAUCUUGUUCUGCUUCAUGACAAUUAUAUUUGCACUUAUUGGAUUUUUUCUUGAAAUAUGUGGUCCAAGGAAUAUUGUUUAUCAAUCUCUGAGGAAAUAUGCUGUAAUGGGAACUUGUACAGUAAUUUUCAUCCUGACAAUCAUUGGAUUUUCCUAUUACACAAUAAUUUUGUUAGAAGAGUCUCUGAACAAGUAUUAUCCAAAAUAUGAAACCAGUGUCAGUUAUGGGAUUGGCUUUUAUCUAUUGGGAGCAUCAGGUGUUUUCACUUCCUGUGGCAUAGUUUACAGUCUCAUUAUUUCAUACUACAAUUCUCCUUAUUUGAGAGAUGAUGACAGAUGUAUUUUGGAUGCCUUUGAUGAUGGCCUGGAUACUUUCUAUAGUCCUACACCUCCACCCCCUUAUUCCAUACUUCCCCCUCCUUAUACGCCUUGAUUGGACAGAACAAAGAAUAUCAUGUGUUGAAAACCAAAGUUUAUUAAGAAUAGUUAUAGUGCCCUGCUAUCUUCCAAGGUCAUAGCCAUCAUUAAACUGUUGUAAAACAACAGGUAAAAUUAACAAGUUCAGAUGCAAUGAUGAUUAUUAUCUGUUGAAAUCAUAUCUUUUUACUUUUUUUCAUUACUUAUUCCUGGCGAGAAAACAGCAGAAAAUACCAUUAGAAAAUUUCUCAAUGAUCCAAGAAAAAUUCCUAUAGUACAGGAAUAGAUAAAGAAUAUUCAGGUUGAUCGGGCUCUAAUUAUAUUUCAUUGUUGUAAAGUUUACAAAAUAGUUUGGGUUACAUGAAACAUCAUGUUUAUCAGACUGAAUCUGUUUCAGUCCACAAUUAUUCAAAUUAUGUAACCCUUGUGUUCUAUAGAAUUCUUUUCAAUACACAAAAUACUAUUGACCAAUUGAUCAUGUAAUUUAUUAUGAGGUGUAUUUUUUUUAAAUUGACAAUGUCAACAUGAGGCUGCUUUCACAUGCAUGCGUUUUCACGGAUCCGUUGGAUCAUGUGAUGAAUAUUGACCAAUAGAAAUCGACUCGGAUGAAUCAGCAAUCGCAACAUACCCAGUCGGCUCAACAUCAAGUUUCCUCUAUUUAAUUUGUCCGUGAUGAGAAGAAAGCUAG